GGCGGAGGAAAGAGCAGAGAAGCGGCGCCGCAGCGAGGGCAGCCGCAGCAAAAGAAAGGGAGUUUUGUCCUCGCUGCUGCUGCUGCUGCUGCGGCCGGCCUGGGAGCAAAGCAACCAUGGCCGCAGCUUGCCUCAGGCCCAAGGCGGGCUGCGAAGCGCGAAAGGCGAUUACGGCCACAAGAGGAGCAAACGCCCAGCAGUGACCAGCCUUCUGUUCCCAACGUCCAGGCCGCGCGUCCUCCAGCGGCAGGAGGCGGGGGGAGGGGGGGCACGCUCCGCUUCGCCUUGCCGUCGACCCUCACUUUCUCCUCGGCAGCGAAGGAGGUUACCAGCACCAUGUGGGGGAGGCUUCUCUCCGAGAUCGGGCAAAACGGGGAUUACCGGAUAGGCCCUGAAUGUUCUUCAGCAGGAUGGUUUUCGGGUACUGAUUCUCUGUGGCAAGCCACAGCCGGUCCAACCAGAGGUCAAAGUAUCCAUAUCAGAAGACACAGCAUAGCUUCUGACAGUGGGGACACAGGCGUUGGAACUUCCUGUUCUGAUAGUGUGGAAGAUCAUUCCACAUCAAGUGGUACUUCCUCGUUUAAGCCCAGCCGCUCGUUGAUCUCAAUUCCUACUGCCCAUGUAAUGCCAUCUCAUAUCAACACUUCGCUUUCAAAACAUAGGGAUCCUCUGAAGUCCAGUUCUGCAAAGUGGAGCACAAGCCUUUUGAGGUCUGCUCAAAGCAGGCAUCAGGGCAUGUUGGACAGCUCUCUUGAUAUGAAAGAUUUGAGGCCUGUAAGGAAGUGGUCAUCGUUGUCUAAACUCAGCACACCUCUUAGUUGUAACCAGGAUGGGGAUGUUUAUUCAGCAGAAUGCAGGAGCAACUUGGAUACAAAUGGGAGAGACAAGACUGUUUCACCACAAUUAAGGUCAAAUUGCUUGUACAAUAGUAUGGAACUAUUGAAGUCUGAGGACAGAGAAAAUGGGAAGAAAAAGAAUUCUACUUUGAACUGCAAAUACAAAUUUGAAAGUUGCAGCAAAGAAGAUUGGGGGGUUCCUGAUGUCACAAACAGGAGACAUGCCUUAGAUAUGACCUAUAGUGCCUUACCUGAAAGCAAGCCUGCUCCAUUAAACUCUGAAGCUUUUCAUCAAGAAUAUAUAACUUUGGAACCACAGGCUGCAGUCCCAUCCCAGGUUUCCAUUCAGUCUUCUGAAAGGACUCAGAGGUGGCUUACAGAACAAUUUCGUACAAAUCCUCCAGAAUCCAGGCCUUCUGAUGAGGAGUCAUACAGCUUAUCUCCGUGGCAGUUACAGCAACUUGAAGAACUUAGAACAGGAAAUGAACACUCUCUGCAGGUUCUGGGUGGAUCGUAUCAUCAAAGUUAUCCAGCUACAAACUUUCAGGACUAUAAUAAUUGGGAGUCCCUGAUGAAAAUUAAAGAAGGGCUGUUAAGGCAAAAAGAAAUUGUGAUUGAUAGGCAAAACCAGCAAAUUAACCUUCUGUAUCAGAAAAUAAGAGAGAAUGAACUACGAGCUCAACAAGCAAGAUUAGGGCACAUUGUAAAUUGUGAAGAGUCAUACAUGAAUAGUUUCCAGCCUCAGUAUGAGAAACCAUCAAUGCCGGCUCAAUUUGCAGAGAGAUCUUUGACCCAAUGUGAAAGGGAGCAAGUUAAGCUUGCAUCAGUACAAAAUAAGGAGGUACAACUCAGUGAGUUUUUGAAAGAAAUAGUAAACAAAUCUAAUGAAGAUAAAAAGAAAAUGGAAGAGAAGCUCAAAACCCGAGACAGGUACAUAAGUAGCUUAAAAAAGAAAUGCCAGAAAGAACUGGAACAAAAUAAAGAGAAACAGAGACGAAUUGAAACACUUGAAAAAUACCUAGCUGAUUUGCCAACCCUGGAUGAUGUUGAGAAGCAAAGUAAAGAGCUACUGGGUCUUGAAGAAAAAUAUAAGCAGCUGAAAGCUACUAUGUUUAAGCUAGAAAAGGAAUUGGAGGAAUCUAAGACGCAAUGUAAAGAAAAAGAAUUACAGCUUGUGUGCCAGAAGAAGAAAGAAAAAGAAUUGAUAGUUGCAGUGCAAAGCUUGCAACAGAAAGUAGAAAAAUGCCUGGAAGAUGGUGUCCGUCUUCCUAUGUUGGAUGCAAAACAGCUUCAGAGUGAAAAUGAAAGCCUCAAAGAAAAAAAUGAGAAGGCUAAUAAGGUCAUAGACAAUCAACAAAAUCGGAUCACCGAGUUAUCUUUAGAGAUACAGUCUAUGCAAGAAAAGCUUUUGGAAGGAAAUCUGACAAUUCAGAAACAAAAAAAUGAACUUGAAGAAAAGGAUAAGACUCUACAGCAGUUAAAGGAGGUAGUUCUUGAGAACCAAAGAAUUAUGGAAGAAAAUGCAAGUUUAAGAGAAGAGAUUCAUCAGAUGGAGCAGUCCAGACAACCGGUGGCUGAAAAGUUACCUGUGGCAGAUCAGUUGUUCAUACAGAUGUCUCACUGUCUAUUUGACUUGAAAGCACUUUGCAGUAUUCUUACUCACAGAGCUCAGGGCAAAGAACCUAACCUGUCCUUGCUGCUCGGAAUCCAAUCAAUGAACUGUUCCUCUGAAGAUGAGAAGCACCAUAGCACAGAAAGUCUCUCAAAGAAGCUCUCAGAGGUUUGUCAAUUACGGAAAGAUAUUGAUGAACUGAGGACUAUAAUUUCAGACUGCUAUGCUCAGGACAUGGGAGAAAAUUGCAUUACACAGUGAUGACAUCUUGGCCUCACACUAACAACUAAGUUAUUAAAUGCUGCUCUGGUUUUAGCUCCUCAAGUUUCUGUUACAAACAAUACUGGAAAGCAAAUGCUGUGCCAGGUGAAAAAGGUUUAAUGCAUAGUUCAUGCAGGUAAUACGUUCUUCUAUCGAAGAGAUUUUGUGCUGCAAAAAAAAAAUCUAAUUUCUUUAAACUACUGAAUGUAGGUCAAAGCUGUGAAUAAUGUUCUUUUGAAAAUGGUUUUUAUUUCUUUUGUUAAGCUGAUAAAAGAAAAUGCAAUGUUUUCUGGAGUAAAAAUGGAAUUGCCAGAAGAGGGCACUGUAAUAGUAGCUUUAGGGAGAAGAUCAAUCCGGAGAAUCUUCAUGACAAAAGCAGUUGGGGAUGCUUGGUGAUUUGAAGGUCAAAUAUUAGAACUGUGGAUAAAGAAGAUACAGAGUCAUAACAAAGAUUCUUUUGAAUGCAGGGAAUAUCGAUGGUUUGGGCCACAUUUGGUAAAAUUAUAUGCUCUUUAAGGGUUGCAUUCCCAGUUUAAUUAUUAUUUUAUUCUGCAGUUCUUGUGUAAUGCAAAGGGAAAAAAGAUGAGAAAACAUUCACAUUUCAGAGAAGGAAGGGAUUCAGACUUAGAAUUUAAUCACCAACUGUUGUUCUCUUUUGUGUUAAUUAGGUUGGGCAAAAAUGGUUUUGAUAAAAGAUUAUUUUAAAAAAAACAACUUCUAAGUGUGAUAUCUUCAUAACAAUAUAUAUUUUACUCUUUGUUUGAAAUUUGGCACAGUAGUGUCUUCUGAAUGUGAAUGUUUGAAUUUCAGCACACAGAAAAAUAAAAAGCCUUAAAGAAACCUGAUUUUUUCUGGCAGUCUGAAACAACAGAUCUUGAUGAAUAAUUAAUAUAGUUGCUUCAAAAUUAUAUCACAACUAGCAUAAAAACCUUAUGUGAGAACAGAGUUCUUGACUAUUCAGGCAAAUAUGCUUAAGUUCCUCUUAUUACCAGAAGAAGGCUGGGAUGAAAUCAGCAGUGCCAACCUUCAUAGGCGCAGUGUUAAAAUGCCUGAAUUAAUGGUAUUCCACUUUGUAAUCCAGGUUUAUAUAUUUUGCUGUGUUGAAAUUUAUAUGCCAUUUGUCAAGACAAGCCUGGUACCACUUUAUUCUGAUAAUCUAUUCUACAAUCUAUAAAAAACACCUUCUUUGAAAAAAGGAGGAGGCUAACUAAAUACAAUGCGUGAUGCUGAUCAUGCCAUGAGGCUCAUAAUUUCAGUUAAGUUGAUGCUUAAAGAGCAAGAAAUAGAUUAGUAUUUUCAAUUUCUUACAUUAGUAUUUUUCUUUAAGCAAUUUUUAAACCUUGAUUUUAGAUUGAUAUUUUCACAUUUUGUGUGAUUCAAAUUUACAUUUUAUUUGUAAAUGAUGCAGUUGAAAAAAUUGUCCUUUUUAAAGUAAUAUUUAUUUUAAUAGGAGCUUAUUCCUACUCUGGUGACUAUACUAUCUAUGGAAAUUUAUUUUAAUAUUGAACUUAAUUGAUGCUCAGUUGUUUUAAAUGCACACCUGUAAAUAUUACAUGGAAGCAGCUAGUAAAGAAUGCAGAUACAAUCCUGCUGAUUGAGGCCUGAAUUUAAAAUAUUAAGAUCACAACCUCAAGAGUAUUACUAGAAAUAAAAUUGAGCAGUACUUACAAUUGUAACUUUAAAUCCAUAUCUAUGCAGAUGAAGGGGUGGGUGAUCAGAACUUGAUUCACUUUCUCACCAAUGAAGAAUGGGUGCAAGACUGACUUUCUUACUAUACUGUGCUAUUAAGAAGCACAAAUGUCAUUUUGUGAUUCUAAAUGUUCUUAUUUUAUAUUCUAUUUGACUCUGUAUCUUGCAAAUAAUUUGGAAUUGCAGCAUUAUAUUAUUAUUAAGAAAGGAUCUUCCACAAUAAAGAUAGGAGCAAUUUGUGGAAGUCGAUUUUUGACACAAAAUUGUCAAGAAAUUUCCUUUUUGCAUGGGCUGCAAAUAACAUUUUAAUUAACUGGUUAGCUGGAUUGUUUAGCUUCUUUAGCAAUCCUCAUAUUGUCUACUUUAUUACAUCAUGAGGUCUUAUCACUUUUACUUCAAAUAGACAAUCAUAUAGCACUCAAGGAACAACUAAUUUUUGAGAGAUUAUCCCAGAUACCUGAUACUUUUGAACCUUGCCCAGAUAUUUGUUUAACUAAUGUAGUUUAACAUUAUACUCUAUGCAUGUUUAUGAACCUUUUUUUAAAAAAAAAGGUUUGACAAAUUAUUUUACAAUUCGUAUUUUUAAAAAGUUGAUAUUUUUGCUCUUGAAAUAAGAAUUGUGUUACAAGAAAUGUCUUCUAAUAUGCUGUAGAGCAGUGUUUUUCAAACUUGGCAACUUUAACCUGGACUUCAACUCCUAGAAUUGUCCACCCAGCAUGCUGUCCACAAAUCUUAAAGUUGCCAAGUUUAAAAAAAACACUUGUAGUUAAGACGUCGGUGAAAAUAAAUGGGUAAUUUGUUUAACAAUUAUUUCAGUUUAACAUGCAUAUAUGUAUUCUUGUAAAUACAUAAAUAAAACUUUACUCAUCAGUUUAUUAAAAAUAAACUCACUGAUCUACAGCACUUUGGGGACCUACUUCACCCCAUCCUUCCACUCAUAUCCAGUGAAAAACCGAAGGUGUAGCAUGCAUUUCAGUUGCAUUUCUAUUGUCAACAACCCUCAGUGAUUGCAAUUCAUUGGUCGAAUAGAGGAUACUCCUAAUGGAUAUGUGUUGAUAAGGAUCUCCAGUGUUUUAGAGAAGGCCUGAGGCUGUACAUCUAUGUGGCCUUCUUUAUACUACCAGCAAACACAGAGUGUUGGGAAUUAGGGUUAUUAGUACGACCCUCUUUUCUUCUUACCCAUUCAUUGGAACAACUAAAAAAAGGUUGUUAUUUCUGACAUCUUGGCCUAUCAAAG
This is a messenger RNA of Pseudonaja textilis, 5635 nucleotides long. It is a transcript of the gene CEP85L, whose product is annotated as centrosomal protein 85L. Gene Ontology annotation, cellular component: centrosome. Lineage: Eukaryota; Metazoa; Chordata; Lepidosauria; Squamata; Elapidae. The record is from RefSeq and is a predicted model, not a curated record.